Messenger RNA from Aspergillus campestris IBT 28561, 806 nucleotides. RefSeq names its product profilin (gene pfy1). Gene Ontology annotation, molecular function: actin monomer binding. The coding region runs from base 199 to 594 and encodes 131 amino acids. Gene Ontology annotation, cellular component: cell cortex. The transcript has 5 exons. NCBI's taxonomy places the organism in Eukaryota, Fungi, Ascomycota, Eurotiomycetes, Eurotiales, Aspergillaceae. The record is from RefSeq and is a predicted model, not a curated record.
UCUCUCUCUCUCUCUCUCUCUCUCUCUCUUUCUUUCUUCCCCUCUUCAUCCACACCACCUUUUCUCCUCCAGUCGCUCUUCUCCGACCCUACUUAAUCACUCUCCAAGAGUUUCCUGUCAUUACUUUCCCCCUCCUCCUCCGCCUCUCCUCUUAUCCCCCUAUUUCAAUCUCCCCGUUGUUUACCCUCAUCCGUCAUCAUGGGUCAGCACUCUGCUGUUUGGCAAGGCUAUGUCGAUUCCAGCUUGAUGGGAUCCGGCCAGUUUGACAAGGCCGCCAUUGUCAGCUACGACUUCUCCGACGUGGAGGCUUCCACCCCUGGUUACACGUUCUCUGCUCCGGAGCUCAGCGGUCUCAAGGGCGCCUACGACAACCCCGCCGGCGCUUUCGGCACCGGUGUCACUCUCGCUGGUGACAAGUUCGUCGUCAUCCGGUCCGACGGCACCUCCGUAUACGGCAAGAAGGGCAAGGAGGGUGUCAUUGUCGUCAAGACCCCCUCGGCCAUCCUCGUCGCCCACCACGGCGAGGACGUACAGACCACCAACGCCGCCACCGUUGUCGAGAACCUCGGCGACUACAUCCGGGGCGGUAAAUAGAUGCAGUAGAAUGCGCGACGUGAUCUGCAUCGGGGGAGGGAUUAGAUGCGCCAAUAUCGGUUUAACUGAAACAAAACACGACGGCGCUCUCCUUUCUCUCCUGUUUCUCCCUGUGUGAUUUCCUUUUAUUUAUUUUUUUUCUUCGAUUUUCAUCUGGUGUCCUAUCAUAACCCGUAGAUAUGUGCAAUAAGAAGCAACCAUGACAUUAUUAA